AUGGCUUCCAACACGAACGAACCAAAUACCAAGAGGCAGCGUUUGGAUCAAGAACAGUUAGAAGAUGGUCGGUCACGUUUUACCACCAUCACGCUCGACAUGAAGCGAUAUAGCACGUGGGUUCGUACGCUUUCAGAAGAUGGACUUGUCAGCAUAUUUGAGCUGGGAGUCAAAGUUAGAGAGUCAUUUACCUUAAGUGUAAACGUUAACCAAGCGUUCCUAGAGGAGGCUCUGACCUCUCAGAUGAAACCGAUCCAAGAUAGCGUCUCCAACAUCGAGACAGAGGUAAAGAGCCAGGUAAAUACUGUGCAAGAGAACGUCAGCCGAGAGGUGAAAACACUCAGAGAAGAUUUGAAAGAUUCCCUGACCGAAAGAGUUGAUACCGUUGCUCAGAGGGUGCCGCCACUUAGCAGUUUGAACACCACCAUAACCCAGUCAGAGGAAAACAUUAAGACCCAGAUUAACAGCUCUGAGUCACGCGUACAUGACGGGCUGAAAGAGAUAAAGGAUGAAGUCCACAGGGAAAUGAAAACAUGCAACGACAAACUAGAUCAGAUCUCCAAGAAUUUGAUGAAACCUGGGGUCAAAGGAGUUGUGGGGGAAAUGACUGUGCUAAAAAUUCUAAAACACCGCUUUCCCAGUUGGUCGGUGGAAGACGUCACUUCAACUGGCCAGAAGAUGUGCGAUAUUGUCGCUACAACACCAUUAAACGACAAAAUAAUGAUCGAGGUUAAGAAUCAAACGACAUCAGUUCCCUCUAACGAAUGCAACAAGUUUGAAGAAAACCUGACGGCAUAUUCCAGCUAUAAAGUCGGAAUCCUGUUAUCUUUAAAGAGUGGAAUUUCCAAUCGUUCAUCAGCCAGAGAUUUUGAAGUAAAAUUCCUGCAAACUAAAAAUCAGUACCGGAUCUACGUGCCAAAUGCAAUGCAAGAACCCGAUGGAAAUAGAGUGGUAUGGAGUGUGCUCAUGGCUGAGCAAUUGGCACAAAUACGAAUGGAGUUAACAGGCGAUCAAGUAGAGGGGCUUGAGGAAAUAUGCGCUCAGUUCAAAAAGGACGUGGAGCGAGGAAGAGUUUGUGAAGAAAGUCUUAGGAGUUUGGAGAAGGCGAUGGAGAAGUUAAAAGAAGACAUGUCUCCGUUUUUCGAAACCGUGAGGAAGACAAAAGAAAGUUUACUCAAACUCUUGCAUCCUGUUUCAUAG
Messenger RNA from Pocillopora meandrina, 1200 nucleotides. NCBI's taxonomy places the organism in Eukaryota, Metazoa, Cnidaria, Anthozoa, Scleractinia, Pocilloporidae. The record is from the annotation of a GenBank genome assembly.